This is a messenger RNA of Botrytis fragariae, 1953 nucleotides long. RefSeq lists its product as uncharacterized. The record is from RefSeq and is a predicted model, not a curated record. NCBI's taxonomy places the organism in Eukaryota, Fungi, Ascomycota, Leotiomycetes, Helotiales, Sclerotiniaceae. The transcript is spliced from 2 exons. The coding region runs from base 1 to 1953 and encodes 650 amino acids.
AUGUCGAAUAUAUUAAACAUCGGCAAUGGUGAGUAUAAUGAACGACAACCUGAGGGUGAAAGUUCUCAGUUCCAAAAUGAAUUGGCCGAAGACUCCCAGCAAGGCUGCCCAUCAAUCAAAAAGGACGAUACCGAAAGUGGGUUUAUAUUUCGGGACGAAAAACCCUUGUCUGCACUGAUAUCAGAAGGGGAGACUUUAAAUUUAGCCGAGACUCCUGGUUCCACAGGAAGUAUGGAGGUUACUUUUGACUGUGAAUACGAUCUUGAGGCAUAUCUGGAAGAUUUCUCUCGUCUCACGAGGAAGGGUAAAUUUGAUGCCGCCAAAGAUCUUUUCGAAUCUUGCCCGUCGGACUUGAGAGAUCAUCCGGAAUUUGUUCUAGACUUUGUGGAUACUUUACUGAAGCAGGGUGCCUACAAGACUUUGGUGAAUUUUGCUGCAGAUAAAGAGUCGACUUUGCUGAAGCAGCUGAGCGACUGUGGACAGAUUCCUAGUCAGUACCUGCUUUCCGUAUUUGAGUUGGGAAGACGGCGUGCUUUUGGCUACUUGCCCGAUAGUGAAGCGAAAGAUGUGGGGGCUGAUAAAGUCCAGUUGGAGUUACUGGCGAAGUUUGAGAAUCUUGAUUCAAUUCAGGUACAAUUGCUUUGUAAUAUAAUUCAGCUGGAUUCCGAACCAGUGAAAUACAUAAAGUUACCAAUGAAUGUCCCUCAAGGUACAAAAAGUAUGACAGAUAGCUCGUUGAACUGGCACAGUUUGUACAAGCACCUUCUCUCGACUAACAGAAUAUGGGAUAUGCGAGAUCUUCUCCAGGCUCUUUGUUCCAGAUAUGGAGUUGGAGGUGCCAUUAAAUUAUUUCUCAAAAAUCGGCAACAGGCAGCCUCCAAGAGAGUUCUGGAAUCAGAUGAAUUGGAAUUCAGUGAGUGGUUCCACUUUAUGUUUGACUGGACCCAUAGUUCCCAUGGUGAUGAGUCUACAGACUUAGCCCUUCUUGAAAUGUUGGUCACUAUCUCGCUUCAAUUACUAUCGCAUAGCAGUCAAAAUGAUCCGUCGAUCACGAAGAUCAUCAAUCAGGCCAUGGCGCAUGCCAACCAGUUUGCAAUCUCGCUUAGCCUCAGUAAUCCAGACAACGUUCAAACGAACCCCUAUUUAAAAUGGGCUUUGGCCAACCAAAGACUAGCGAGACAACUGCCAUCCAAUCCGCGUCAGAUUCCAGAUUAUAAGUACAUAAAGCAAUCUCAAGGGGUUAUCAUAUGGACUUCUAAUCUGCCGAUCUACGUUCCAUUAGACCCUCAUGAUUUGACCCCCAUGCAAUGGAAAAGACAGUCUCGAAGCACGCCGGAGAAUUUGCUUAAGCUAGGGCUAGAAAUUUCUCACAAAAAUGGCGAUUAUUCUUUAGUAGUACAAUACUUGCAAGAGAUAUUUUACACAUCUGAGACUCCUAUAGAGGUACUGACCGAAUUGUCGCGCAUACAAAAAGACUUGCAGGGAGACAGCAUUGGUUACUUACAAACCUGUCUGACGAAAUACCUAUGCGUGAGUGAUGAAACUGCUAUGGAAAAUCUCAGUAUUGAGAUAAAGAAUUUCGACGAGAAUACCAAGCAAUUAGACUUCACUCGGAUAAUUGACCCGUUAACCAGAUGGUGUCAACGAGGCAUCCAAGCCGCAUUGUACAAGCGCCUACAUGGGAACAAACCAUUGGAAAAUCCAUACUUGGAGAAACAAGACAAUGCAUACCGGGAGCUGCCACAUGAUUUUAAACGCUUAUUAGCAGAAGUAGUAAAGGGGCUCGGUGCUUACAGACUGAAUUCCGCUGACGAAGCGCUGCCGAACACGUCUACAGAACCUUGCGAGGGGACAAUCUACCGAGAUGAUAAUUUCAUUGUCUGCGACUCGUCAGGUUACUUUACCAGAAUGUUUGAAGAGCCAAGUCAUGAAGAAGUAUUGAUUGAGAUGUAA